AUGGAGCUUCUAUCCAAAGCAUCUCCUAGCCAUCUCCUUUGCCCGGAACAGGGGAGGAACAACUUCCUCUUGGCACCGGAGCAGGGAGCAGUAGAUUUCUGGCGGCAGCAAGCUUCUCGUCGGAACAGCGGUGGCGUCGACAGCUCCCAUAGGCGGCAGGUCUUUGCGACAGCAGCGACAGCAGCGACAGCUGCAGCGACGCUGAACAGGACAACAACUCCUGCGUUUGCUCUGGUCGGCAAGGAAGUUGCUGGCCGGAGGAGAGGAGCUUUGGGUUGUGCUUGGGUGGCGCUAAAAGGGGCAGCAACGGUGUUGGAGUUGGCUGGAAAUGCCACUAUGGAUAAUAAGAAGAACCACAUUAUUCAGUUAGCUGUGGAGAAUGACGAGGAGCUUGGCAAGCUCCUAGCCGGUGCGAUGAUUUCUAGUGGUGGGAUCAUGCUCAACAUUCACUAG
Messenger RNA from Zingiber officinale, 453 nucleotides. RefSeq names its product histone H2A-beta-like. Gene Ontology annotation, molecular function: structural constituent of chromatin; DNA binding; protein heterodimerization activity. Gene Ontology annotation, cellular component: nucleosome. The record is from RefSeq and is a predicted model, not a curated record. The transcript has 2 exons. NCBI's taxonomy places the organism in Eukaryota, Viridiplantae, Streptophyta, Magnoliopsida, Zingiberales, Zingiberaceae. Bases 1 to 453 code for a protein of 150 amino acids.